CUAACAGGAACGAUUUUGAGGUUUCUAAGGAAGAGCAGGUUGCUAAGGGCGCCGGGGGAUCGCUUAGUGAGCGGACCGGCGGAAGUGGUUGGAGAGGAAACUUCCGGUUGUCACUCUGUUCUCUGCUAUCUGGAUAAACAUGUCUGCCGAGUUCCAGGGUUAUGAGCAGGACUAUGGAGUCCUCACUGCCGACAUCACCAACAGGAUCGGGAAGAUUCCCAAGCUGUCAGGAGAGGAGAAGAAGCAGAUGGUGAUGAACGUGGAGAAGCAGCUGGAGGAGGCCAAGGAGCUGCUGGAGCAAAUGGACCUGGAAGUUCGUGAGAUCCCCGUUCAGAGCCGGGCGAUGUACAGCAACCGCAUGAGGAGCUACAAGCAAGAGAUGAGCAAACUGGAGGCCGACUUUAAAAGGUCACGGAUCGCCUACAGUGACGAAGUGCGAAAUGAGCUUCUAGGGGACGAUGGCAACUCCUCAGAGAGCCAGUUGAUAAAAUUACGGGAAGAGAGGGCUCAUCUGUUGGAUAACACAGAGAGGCUGGAGAGGUCAUCGCGGAGGCUUGAAGCUGGAUACCAAAUAGCGGUCGAGACCGAACAAGUUGGUCAAAACAUCUUGGAAAACCUGAGCCAGGAUCGGGAGAAGAUCCAGCGAGCGCGAGACAGGCUUAGAGAAACAGACACCAACCUGGGGAAGAGCUCCAGGAUCCUGACCGGGAUGUUACGAAGGUAAGAGAGGAUCAUCCAGAAUCGGGUUUUACUCGUAGUCUUGGGCAUCAUCAUCGUCUUCACCAUUAUCCUGGCCAUUUACUUCUCUUUUCGGGGGCACUGAUUCUGUCUAUUCUCCAGGGGGGUCAAGGAAGAGCGAGUGUUUCCCGAGCUCUAUGAAACAAUGGCCCUCACCACUGCAGGUCAAGAAACUGUCCAAAGGGUCCACCCAGGACCCUCCACCAUCUCUAUGGGAACCAUCUAUUGACCCUUCAAACUUUUUCCUUUGCAAGAUGAAGACACAAUAACAAGAAGUCAACUUUUUAGGUGUCAAGUUAUAUAUUUCUUGAUUUUUGCAUUGUAUGUUUGUUUUUCCUUUCCAUGUCUGGGGUAAAUUCCGUUAUUACUUGGCCUCUGGAUCUCAUGGAUAAGGUCAUGGCCGAUGGUUGACAAUUUUAUUGUACUUGUCUAAUUUUUAACUAUGAUCAUCCUUUAGGGUGUAGGGUUAAGGAAAUGAAAAUGUAUUGUUUGGGUAGUUGAUUUAGGGGUCAGUUAAAGGGGGAACUUCAGUACUGAAAUUGUUAUCCCCUCUUCACAGUAUAGGGAUAAGUUCUGAUCACGGGAGUCCGACCGAUGGGACCUCCCGCAAUCUUCUGCUCGGCACCCUGGUGUUCUGAACAUUUGUGUUCAGAACAAUGGCUCUUCUCUUGUUCAGAGUGGCUGUAGUCAACAUGCCCCUCCAUGCAUCUCUAUGGGAGAGGCGGAGAAACAGAGCUCGUGUAUCUCUGUCUCUCCCAUAGAGAUACACAGAGGGGCAUGUUGACCACAACUCCAUGCACGAGGAGAGCAGGGGCGCUAGGCAGGAGAUCGCGAGGUCCCAACUAUCAGAACCCUGCAAUCAGACCCCUGCAAUCAGACACUUAUCCCCUAUCCUGUGGAUAGGGGAUAAAAUAUUAUGUACUGGAGUUCCCCUUGGAGAAUUCCAAUCACUACCAAAUACUUAUAUCUAUCUGCACAUUAUGAGGGUAGUGUUCCCCUUAAUACUAACAUGUUAUUUCCCAUCAGGCAGGUGGGUACCAGGCUACACCUCCUUUUUGUAUAGCCCUACACUUGGGAUAUGAGUAGUGGUCAACAGUGGCAGGAGUAGAUGCAUUAUGGGAGAUGACUACUUAUCCAUACUGCUAUUUUCAAGCCUGAUACUCAGGAGGUCCUUAUUGUAACAUUCUGGACGGUUCCUUGAAGACAGUCUUGUUCACAGAGUUCGGCUGUGAUUUGUCUACGUACUGUUUGAGUCUAUGAUCUUCCACCAGAAGUGAAAUGAUCCAGGGAAUAACCCAGAUUUCUGCCCCUAUUGAUUUUUGCUUUAAUAUAUGUUGUCCUUUUAGUUGCACGUUCGUUCCUUCCUGUCAGUGAUUUUUGAUUCAUCUCAGCUCUUAGCUUUAGUCAAAAAAUAAGUCAGUAUAAGGGUGAUGGUACUUCCUCUAAUGGAAGCCGAGAUGUAGAUUGUUCUUUUCUACUGAAGCCAAGGCCAAAGUAUUGUCAUCGAUUUAAUAUUAAGGUUCCUGGGCAUCUGGAGAAGGAACGAGCCAGUAAACAUGGGAGAAAAUAAUGGUGGUCUACAUGGCUCAUGGAGGAAAAUAAUGGUGGUCUACGUGGCUCUAGACAUCAUGUAUCACCGGGAAUCUUCUCCAGUCAGAUCAUAUUUGAUAUUUUCCAUUGGAUGUCCAUUGUGAUAUAAUUCCCCAGCUGUAAAAAGGUUCCACCAAACUACAGCCAACAACGUAUAGAAAGAAACACGGUCAAGAAUUUAAAGGGGUACUCCGCCCCUAGACAUCUUAUCUCCUAUCCAAAGGACCCCCGCGAUCACCCUGCUGCACCCAGCGUUUGUUUAGAGCGUUGGGUGCAGCGCCGGAGGCUUGUGACGUCACGGCCACACACCCUCAAUGCAAGUCUAUGGGAGGGGGGCGUGACGGCCGCCACGUCCCCUCCCAUAGACUUGCAUUGAGCGGGCGUGUCCGUGAUGGCACGAGCAGGGUGUGGCCGUGACGUCACGAACUUCAGCCCCACAUCGCCAGUCAUGCGGCAGCAAGGAGCAAAGUUCGCUCCAUGCACCGGAUGUCUGGGGUGCUGCAGCUGAGAACGAGGGGGUCCCCAUCGGCGGGACCCCCACAAUCAGACAUCUUCUCCCCUAUCUGUUGGAUAGGGGAUAAGAUGUCUAGGGGUGGAGAACCCCUUUAAGGAUUAGUAAGUAGACAACAUAUACAAUGCUAAAUUUUUGCUCAACUUGAGAAGAUCUGUGAGGUUCUGCCAUAAGAUGGAACAUCGUAUUCCGGCAAAUAGACUCCCGAGGUUUUAAGUUGUCUUCACAUGCCCAUGAACGUAGUUGCCUAAACGUGCCCACUGACUACAGGGGGAACGUACAACUUUCUGUAGUGUAUUGGGGCCUCCAAACUCUCGCCUGAAUAAUGAUGUUGGGUUAGAUAAGACUGGGCAUGGUGGAUUUUAGCUGCCUAGCUACUUCUAGUGUCUCUACAAUAACUUUACAGAACAAAGACUUAUGUCCAAAUGUUGGCAACCCCCCCCCCUGCACUGUGUUAGGCUUAUCUAUACUGCACCCCUAUUUUGACAAUGUAAUGACCUGAUUCUCAUGACAAGAAGCAGGGUUGGCAGAUCUCUACUCUACAUAGGAAGUCACCCUUUCUGCCCCUUACUAGCUACACAACAUUUUUCUGCCGAACCUGCUUAGCCGGCCAUCUUAAAUGGUCAAAUGAGAAGAUAGUAUAUGUUUUAUACUUAGUUUAAUGGGUAACUUUUAUAGGGUUUAUCCAGCAUUUUCCUAAAAUGCAUAUCCUGUUGGCGUGGAAAAAAUUCUGAAAAAAAACUAUACUUACCCCUGGUCCCCUGCAGCUUCCUUUGGCUGCAAUGGGUUCUGUGAUUUUCUGUUUUCUUUCUGCUUUGAGACGAGCGCUUGGUGCAAGACAUUCCAGUUCGGCCAAUCAGUGGCCUCUGGUGUCCCGUCUCAGCCAAUGAUUGGCUGAGCCUGCAGGUCCUGCACCAAGUGCUCUGUUCAGAAGCAGGUAGAAGAGAGAAGAUCGAUGGACCAGACGGAGCCAAGGAUCAGAGCUUGGUAAGUAUUUUUUUUUUUCUUCUUCUAUUUUUUCCCGCCCCCAGCAGGAUGUGAAUUUUAGCAAAACACUGGAUAACCCCUUUAAGCAUUAGAGAUGAAGGCCCAGGCCGGUGUCAUGCAAAUCAACUCUAGCAAAAUAGAGCGUAUCUGAGAUGUAAGACCUAUGGAGGUGGGUGCAUGAUCAUCAGGAGCCGCCAUAUCAGAUCCUUAGCAUUAAAGGGGUACUCCGUCCCUAGACAUCUUAUCCCCUAUCCAAAGGAUAGGGGAUAAGAUGUCUGAAUGUGGGGGUCCUGCUGCUGGGACCUCCGCGAUCUCUGUGCAGUACAGUACCCGCUUGGAGUGGUAGCGGUGGUCGUGAAGUCAUUGUCCCGCCCCUCAUGACAU
Molecule: messenger RNA, 4210 nt
Organism: Hyla sarda
Lineage: Eukaryota; Metazoa; Chordata; Amphibia; Anura; Hylidae
Gene: VTI1A
Product: vesicle transport through interaction with t-SNAREs 1A
Exons: 9
Coding region: 140-724 (194 amino acids)
Biological process (GO): macroautophagy; retrograde transport, endosome to Golgi; Golgi to vacuole transport
Cellular component (GO): endoplasmic reticulum membrane; ER to Golgi transport vesicle membrane; Golgi apparatus
Molecular function (GO): SNARE binding; SNAP receptor activity
Source: RefSeq, a predicted model, not a curated record